This is a messenger RNA of Rangifer tarandus platyrhynchus (Svalbard reindeer), 1545 nucleotides long. The record is from the annotation of a GenBank genome assembly. NCBI's taxonomy places the organism in Eukaryota, Metazoa, Chordata, Mammalia, Artiodactyla, Cervidae.
AUGAGUAUAAGCAGUGAUGAGGUCAACUUCUUGGUAUAUAGAUACUUGCAAGAGUCAGGAUUCUCUCAUUCAGCAUUCACCUUUGGUAUAGAAAGCCAUAUCAGUCAGUCUAACAUAAAUGGUGCCCUCGUCCCGCCUGCUGCAUUGAUUUCUAUCAUCCAGAAAGGUCUACAGUAUGUAGAGGCAGAAGUUAGUAUUAAUGAGGAUGGUACCUUGUUUGAUGGUCGACCAAUAGAGUCUCUGUCACUGAUAGAUGCCGUAAUGCCUGAUGUAGUACAAACAAGACAACAAGCUUAUAGAGAUAAACUUGCACAGCAACAAGCAGCAGCUGCUGCAGCUGCUGCAGCUGCAACAAACCAACAAGGAUCUGCAAAAAAUGGAGAAAACACGGCAAAUGGGGAGGAGAAUGGAGCACAUACUAUAGCAAAUAAUCAUACUGAUAUGAUGGAAGUGGAUGGGGAUGUUGAAAUCCCUCCUAAUAAAGCAGUUGUGUUACGGGGCCAUGAAUCUGAAGUUUUCAUCUGUGCCUGGAACCCCGUUAGUGAUCUCUUGGCAUCAGGGUCUGGAGACUCAACAGCAAGAAUAUGGAAUCUUAGUGAAAAUAGCACGAGUGGCUCCACACAGUUAGUACUUAGACAUUGUAUACGAGAAGGCGGGCAAGAUGUCCCAAGCAACAAGGAUGUGACAUCGCUAGAUUGGAAUAGUGAAGGUACACUUCUAGCAACUGGUUCUUAUGAUGGGUUUGCCAGAAUAUGGACAAAAGAUGGUAACCUUGCUAGCACUUUGGGGCAGCAUAAAGGUCCCAUAUUUGCAUUAAAAUGGAAUAAGAAAGGAAAUUUCAUCCUAAGUGCUGGAGUAGACAAGACUACAAUUAUUUGGGAUGCACAUACUGGUGAAGCCAAGCAACAAUUUCCUUUUCAUUCAGCACCAGCAUUGGAUGUUGACUGGCAGAGCAACAACACUUUUGCUUCUUGUAGUACAGAUAUGUGCAUUCAUGUCUGUAAAUUAGGACAAGACAGACCUAUUAAAACAUUCCAGGGACACACGAAUGAAGUAAAUGCUAUCAAAUGGGACCCAACUGGCAAUCUCCUGGCAUCCUGUUCUGAUGACAUGACCUUGAAGAUAUGGAGUAUGAAACAAGACAACUGUGUCCAUGAUUUGCAAGCACAUAAUAAAGAAAUUUAUACUAUCAAAUGGAGUCCAACAGGGCCAGGGACAAGCAAUCCAAAUGCCAACCUUAUGUUAGCAAGUGCAUCCUUUGAUUCUACUGUUAGAUUAUGGGAUGUAGACCGAGGAAUUUGCAUCCAUACUUUGACAAAACACCAAGAGCCUGUGUACAGUGUAGCUUUCAGUCCUGAUGGCAGGUAUCUGGCAAGUGGUUCUUUUGACAAGUGUGUGCACAUCUGGAACACACAGACAGGUGCUCUAGUUCACAGCUAUAGGGGAACAGGUGGAAUUUUUGAAGUUUGUUGGAAUGCAGCAGGAGACAAGGUUGGAGCCAGUGCAUCAGAUGGUUCAGUUUGUGUAUUAGACCUUCGGAAAUAG